AGGGCAGGUGCCGGGUGGGCAGCAGCGCCGGCCCCUGUCUCUGGACCCAGGGAAGCUGCAGGGGCCCGCCAGGGCAUGGGCGAGGGUGUGACCUGAGGAGCUGAGCAGGGCCUGGGCGCUCAACCCCCCAGGCACCUGCAGGAAAGGACCUCGAGUCACCCCUUUGGAAGAAGAGGGGCGUCUCCCGCCUGCAGGCUGAGCUUGCUGCGGUGGGCAGCCCUGCCCUGGGCCAGGACCAGCCUCCUGCAGGCACUGACUGCCCAGGGUGGCCCCCUGCUCUGCGUGUGGUGUGGGUGCUGAACACUCCCCGGGCCACGUCCUGGUGAUGUGGUCAUUUGGGGCCGUGCGCGUCCAGGGACAGCCAGAGAUGGAGGCAGGGCACAGGUGCUGCUCCUCUGGGCACUGAUGGGCAGUGAGGUGCGGUGUCGGGGCCCUGGGGGCCUUUCUGCGAGCUGGCGGCGAGUCUGAGGGGUGCAUGGGAGGUGGUGAGGGCUCGGCAGACUGGGAGGGGCUUGUGGUGUGCGGGUAGCGUCGGCCUGGGCACCUGUGUGUCUGGCACCAAUCCGGCUCUCCAGGACCCGCUGGCCAUCUGCCACUAGGACCUUUCCUGACCAGUAGGCAGGAGCGAUCUGCACCUGCUGGUGGGGCACGUGAGCCGUCAGUCCUGCCAGUUGGGGGCACAGGUGUUGGGAGGGAGGGCCGGUUCCCAGGCCCCACCUGGGGGCUGGACACCCUCUCCUUCCUCGUCCUCUCCUGGGCCGGGCAGGCAUGCUGCUGGGCUCUGGCCUGACAGCCCCAGUGUAGUGGCACCCCCGGACCGGGCCAUCCCUGCUGGGGCCUGGCGUCCCGCCGUCACGGGGGUGUCCAGAAGUGGCUUUGGCGGCACAGGCCCAUGUGCCAGGGGGCCGCCUCGAGGCCUCUGGGACCCAGCUGCCGAGACCCCACCUUAACUUUGUGCUCUUGAUAGUCUCAACAGGACAGACUGACUCUUUUGGGAGCGCUGGGUGCUGACGUCCACGGCGCAGCACUCCUAGGCCACUGACGCGCCGAGCCCCAAGAUGAGUGUCCAAGGGCAAGGGCUCCCCUUGGACCUCGGAGCCAGCUUCACCGAAGAUGCCCCGCGGCCCCCCGUGCCCGGCGAGGAGGGCGAGCUGGCCCCCGCCGACCCCAGGCCCGCCAGCCACGGCUUCUGCCCCGGGAAGGCCGAGGCGCCCGCCGCCACCCCGCGGCGCUCGGACCUGGACCUGGGCUACGAGCCCGAGGGCAGCGCCUCCCCCACCCCGCCGCACCUGCGGUGGGCCGAGUCGCUGCACUCGCUGCUGGACGACCAGGAUGGCAUCCACCUGUUCCGGGCCUUCCUGCGGCAGGAGCACCGCGCCGACUUGCUGGACUUUUGGUUCGCCUGCAGCGGCUUUCGCAAGCUGGAGCCCUGCGUCUCCAACGAGGAGAAGCGGCUGAAGUUGGCCAAGGCCAUCUACCGCAAGUACAUCCUGGACAACAGCGGCAUCGUGUCCAGGCAGACCAAGCCGGCCACCAAGAGCUUCAUCCGGGACUGCGUGACCCGGCAGCAGAUUGACCCCGCCAUGUUCGAGCAGGCGCAGAUGGAGGUGCAGUCCAGCAUGGAGGAGGACACCUAUCCCUCGUUCCUCAAGUCUGACGUCUACCUGGAGUACGCGCGGACGGGCGCCGAGAGCCCCGCGCCCCGCAGCGACCCGGGCCCCGGGCUGGGCAAGGGUGUGCCCGGGUACCUGCCCACGCUGACCGAGGACGAGGAGUGGCGGUGCGAGCGGGGCGAGGGCGAGGACGGCAGCGCCGGACCCGCGCCUCCCAGCCGGCUCACGCAGCAGCUGCUCCCGGGCACGGCGGCCCCCCGGGUGCCCCUGGGCAGAUGGUACAGCGCGGGCCCGGAGUUCCGGUGUGGGCCCUGGCGGGAGCCGGUCAGCCCCUGCUAUGCCAGCUCUGGCUACUCUGUGGCCCCGGCCACCAGCGCGAACGACAGCGAGCAGCGGAGCCUGUCCAGCGACGCCGACAGCCUCUCGCUCACCGACAGCAGCGUGGACGGGGCCCCCCCGCACCGCACCCGCAAGCAGCGCCGCCGGGAGGUGCAGGAGAGCGUCCAGGCCAACGGACGGGGGCCCCUGCCCCACGUCCCCCGCACCUACCGGGUCCCCAAGGAGAUCCGCGUGGAGCCCCAGAAGUUCGCGGCGGAGCUCAUCCACCGGUUGGAGGCUGUGCAGCGCACGCGGGAGGCUGAGGAGAAGCUGGAGGAGAGGCUGAAACGCGUCCGCAUGGAGGAGGACGGCGAGGAUGGUGAUGGACUCCCUGGGGCCUCGGGCGUCGGCCACAAGCUGCCCCUGGCGGGGCCCUGGCACCACUGUGUGGCCCGCUACCCAGACGUGGGCUGUGCAGGGCUGCGCGAUGCGCACGAGGAGGACCCCGAGAGCAUCCUGGACGAGCACGUGCAGCGUGUGCUGCGGACACCUGGCUGCCCCUCGCCGGGGCCCGGCCACCGCUCCCCGGACAAUGUGCCCAGGCUGGGGCCAGUGCUGGGGGGUGCCGCCCCAGGCCACGGGAAGCAUGCGCCCAAGUUGGGGGCCAAGCUGGACCCGGCCGGCCUGCACCUGCACAGGCACGGCCACCACCACGGCCACCACGGCACGGCCAGGCCCAAGGAGCAGGCUGAGGCCGAGGCCUCCCGCCGCGCCCAGAGCGGCUUCCCGUGGGGCCCAGAGCCACAUGGCCACCCGGCCAAGCCCCGUGGCCACGGGGAGAGCGCGGGCUCCACCCCCGGGGCGGGCGACGGCCUGGCCUACAGCGGGAAGGCGGGCGUCCCCUCCAAGAGAAGCGGCCGGAAGGGCGAGUCGGGGAGGGCCACCGGUGGUGAGGCGCCGGGCCCCGUGGAGGACGUGGAGCGGAACCAGAAGAUACUGCAGUGGAUCAUCGAGGGGGAGAAGGAGAUCAGCCGGCACCGGAAGGCCGGCCACGGGUCAUCUGGGGCCAAGAAGCAGCAGGCCCACGAGAGCUCCCGGCCACUGUCCAUCGAGCGCCCUGGGGCCGUGCACCCCUGGGUCAGCGCCCAGCUCCGGAACUGCGUGCAGCCCUCGCACCUGUUCAUCCAGGACCCCACCAUGCCGCCCAACCCCGCCCCCAACCCGCUGACGCAGCUGGAGGAGGCCCGCCGGCGCCUGGAGGAGGAGGAGAAGAGGGCCAGCAAGCUGCCCUCCAAGCAGAGGACAAAAUCACAGCGGAAGGCAGCCAGCGGGAGCGCCCAGCCAUGUGACAGCAUCGUGGUGGCCUACUACUUCUGCGGGGAACCCAUCCCCUACCGGACGCUGGUGAGGGGUCGUGCGGUCACCCUGGGGCAGUUCAAGGAGCUGCUGACCAAGAAAGGCAACUACAGAUACUACUUCAAGAAAGUGAGUGACGAGUUUGACUGCGGCGUCGUGUUCGAAGAGGUUCGGGAGGACGAGGCCAUCCUGCCUGUCUUUGAGGAGAAGGUCAUCGGCAAGGUGGACAAGCUGGACUGACCAGAACGUGGGUGCUGCAGCAGGCCUACCCUCACCGUCACUGCCUUCCCGUGGGGCUGACACGGAGCCUGCAGGCCAGGGCUGCCUGCCCGGCAGCCUCCACCUCUGGUCCAUCUGUGCCCGGGGCAGGGACCCCAAGGGGCCCCACAUGAACAGGCUCUGUCCCUGCCCAAGAGGAGGGAGCCCUGUCCACUCCCCAGAGCAAUACCCGGAGUGGGGGCCAGGUCCAAGCAGGGCAGCUGCCCAGGCUGCCUUGGGGACCCUCCCAGCCCCUGCUGCUAACUGGGGCCACCCUGGGUGCCGGCCCCAGGGCCCGCUGCUCCUUGGGCAUCGCCAGCAGCCCGGACACCAGGAGCCCUGCGGGGCCUCUGCCCCUGUCCAUGUCACCGAGUGCCUUCAACACACUUGUCUCUUGCCUGCCACUGUGGGGGCCCCGCCCCUGGCCGCCCCCCUCAAGGGCCUUGUAAAUAUGUACAUUUCUCAGGGCAGGGCCAGCUGGGGCCGCCCGGCCCGUUUUUUUCAUGCGCUGACUUGUACAAUUAUCUUUUCAAAGGUACUUGGAUAAUAAUGAAAUAAAACAUUUUUGAACCUUCCCUAGCUGUGGAGUGGCUCUG
Molecule: messenger RNA, 4141 nt
Organism: Talpa occidentalis (Iberian mole)
Lineage: Eukaryota; Metazoa; Chordata; Mammalia; Eulipotyphla; Talpidae
Gene: AXIN1
Product: axin 1
Exons: 9
Coding region: 1059-3527 (822 amino acids)
Biological process (GO): negative regulation of canonical Wnt signaling pathway
Source: RefSeq, a predicted model, not a curated record